Paramuricea clavata is the source of this 372-nucleotide messenger RNA. The record is from the annotation of a GenBank genome assembly. Lineage: Eukaryota; Metazoa; Cnidaria; Anthozoa; Malacalcyonacea; Plexauridae.
AUGGGAAGCCUUACUCCAAACAUCGACGUUCUGGGAGACACAAGGGACGAGUCCCCGAGGAUACAAGCCGACCACUUUGACACCCUGAUGCAAGAAACAGCAGCAGAGAUGGACGGAGAGGAAGACCCAGAAAGGUUUAUCGACAUUAGUGAACGAGUUGCCUCACUUAGACAGGCGAGAGACCUAGUUCUGGAACAGCGUGGACUAGAGGGUAUCAGAGACGCACAGGAAGAGGACAUCACCAGACUGGAGAGUGUCAAGAGGUGGUUCAGAGAGAACCUAGUAGGACUCUCUGCAAUGGGUGUGUCACUAGCUGGCAUCAUUACGACCCUUAUCGUCGCCGGUCGGACAGCACUUGCCAAGAGAGCAUAG